Drosophila busckii is the source of this 987-nucleotide messenger RNA. RefSeq lists its product as uncharacterized. The transcript has a single exon. NCBI's taxonomy places the organism in Eukaryota, Metazoa, Arthropoda, Insecta, Diptera, Drosophilidae. The coding region runs from base 46 to 906 and encodes 286 amino acids. The record is from RefSeq and is a predicted model, not a curated record.
AUAAAAACCAAUUUUUUUUUUAUAAACAUUUAAGCAAAAUUAACAAUGCCUGAUGACGAUGCUGAUAAACAACAAAAGGCGCUUGUAGUGCAGCUGGCGGAUGCGCCAGUGGGCGAGACCGCAGUGGAUGAAGUGCUAAGCAAUUUGGAGUUGCCUAGCAGCUCAACGGAGCCGCUGCUGGAGAUUCGAGAGCUGUUGAGUGAGCUGCUGGAGAGCAUAUUGCCGGCAAGUCAAACGGAUAGUGGGACUGAGCUGGAGGCGUCGCCGCCGCCCAGACGCGCUGCAGUUGAUCAACGCUUGCAACGCAUCUUAUGUCUGCUCGAUCGUUAUACGCGCAAUCUGGAGAACAUAGAGGAGCAAGUGCUGCUGAAUGCAAAUCAAACGGAGCAAGCACUGCAGCUGCUCGACCAACAGCCGCAACAUGAGCUUGCCACACAGACUUUGCCGCUGCGCACAAAACGCAGCGCACCUCCGCAGCAGUUGCAACAACAACAAGUCACACUGGAGCUGCCGCCCUGUGAGCGCACGCAUCACAUCAUAACCAUAAGCGCCAACAGUUCGUCACCGCUUGCCACGCCCCCAGCGCCGCCUCGCAACUUUGCCGGGCGUGUGGCACAAACGUUCUACGACUUUGCUGCCGCCUGCUGUUUGUGCCUGCAGGUGAACAAGGACUGUGUCUUCUGUCUGGGCUUCUUCUUGGCCUUUGUCGUUAGCGCCAGUUUUCUCACCGCCUUCUUCUAUCGCUCCAUCAAGCUCUCCAGCUCCGUUCUGCGCAAACCCAUGCCCUUGACGCUCCAGACGCCACCACAACCAGCAUCAACAACAACACCACAAUCCUAUUUUAUCCUGCGCUUGCACGGCGGCUAUUAUUAUGUCUAUAGCAGUCAACGUCCGCCAAAUUCAUAGUCCUUACAUGUCUCUCUAUAUUGAUUGUUCUUAUUCCUUUCGAUCGUCUCGUAUGUCUUAUAAAAGCAAUUUCAAUUUAAA